AUGACCUCUGUCGAACGUGUGCUUGACUACUGUUCUCUGGAUCAAGAAUCUCCAGCUCAAGUACCACUUGAUCUUCGACCACCGCCAAGUUGGCCAUCUCAUGGUGAAAUCGUUUUUAAUAAUGUUUCAAUGCGUCAUUCCACACCGACAUACUUACCACUUGAUUUGCGUCAUAUCUCGAUGACGAUACGAGCUAGUGAAAAAGUGGGCAUUGUUGGAAGAACGGGCGCUGGCAAGAGCUCUCUUAUCCAAACGCUCUUUCGUAUUGGCACACUUGUUGAUGGUCAAAUCAAAAUAGACAAUAUUGAUAUCGCUUCUGUUGGCUUGGACGAUGUUCGAUGUCGCAUUUCGAUAGUUCCAUAA
Rotaria sp. Silwood2 is the source of this 363-nucleotide messenger RNA. Lineage: Eukaryota; Metazoa; Rotifera; Eurotatoria; Philodinida; Philodinidae. The record is from the annotation of a GenBank genome assembly.